Lycium ferocissimum is the source of this 1570-nucleotide messenger RNA. Its product is annotated as G2/mitotic-specific cyclin C13-1-like. Gene Ontology annotation, biological process: mitotic cell cycle phase transition; regulation of cyclin-dependent protein serine/threonine kinase activity. Bases 101 to 1180 code for a protein of 359 amino acids. The record is from RefSeq and is a predicted model, not a curated record. The transcript has 6 exons. NCBI's taxonomy places the organism in Eukaryota, Viridiplantae, Streptophyta, Magnoliopsida, Solanales, Solanaceae. Gene Ontology annotation, molecular function: cyclin-dependent protein serine/threonine kinase regulator activity. Gene Ontology annotation, cellular component: nucleus; cytoplasm; cyclin-dependent protein kinase holoenzyme complex.
CUUCCCUUUCACUCUACAUUUCUAUACACACACAAAGGAAAAGGGAGAGAAAGAGAGAGUUAUAUUGUGUUUGGUUGACGAUAUAAAUUCAUCGUAAGUAAUGGCAGACCAAGGUAAUUUUGUAAGAGUUACACGAUUGGCCAAGAAAAGGGAAGCAGAAGCAAUGGUUAAGCACUUACAACAACCCAACAAGAAGAGGGUUGUGUUGGGUGAAAUUCAAGAUUUGUCAAAUGCUGGUUUUAAUCAGAUUAAGCCUAAAACUAAGCAGAUUACUACUAAGAGGAAGGUGAAAAGGUGUGUUAGUGAGAAAGAGAAGGAAAUUGAUGUUGAUGCUAAAUUGGAUGAUGACCCUCAGAUGUGUUGUGCUUAUGUUUCUGAUAUAUAUCAUUAUCUUCAUCAAAUGGAGAUUGAGAAAAAGAGAAGACCAUUGCCUGAUUACCUUGAGAAGGUUCAGAAGGAUGUGACUGCAAAUAUGAGAGGGGUUUUGGUGGACUGGCUGGUAGAAGUUGCAGAGGAAUACAAACUUUUAGUAGACACUUUGUACCUUGCUGUUUCCUACAUUGAUAGAUUCUUAUCGGUGAAUGUCAUCCCUAGGCAAAGACUUCAACUUUUGGGUGUUGCUUCAAUGCUCAUUGCUGCGAAAUAUGAGGAAAUUAAGCCUCCACAUGCUAAGGACUUUAGUUACAUUACAGCCAAUACAUUUACAAAGAAAGACGUGGUGAAGAUGGAGGCUAGUGUGUUACAAUCCCUCAAAUUUGAAAUGGGUAAUCCCACAGCCAAAACAUUUCUCAGAAGAUUUACUAGGGUUGCCCAAGAAGAUCACAAAAAUCACGAUUUGCAGUUGGAAUUUCUGGGGUGCUACCUUGCGGAAUUAAGUUUAUUGGAUUACAACUGUGUGAAAUUCUUGCCUUCUUUGGUAGCCGCUGCUGUGAUAUUCCUUUCAAGGUUCACAUUACAGCCAAAGUCUCAUCCUUGGAAUCUGGCCCUUCAAAGUUGCUCAGGAUAUAGAGCAGCAGAUUUAAAGGAAUGUGUUCUUAUCAUACAUGACUUGCAAUUAAGUAGAAGAGGAAGCACUUUGGCAGCUGUGAGGGACAAAUACAAGCUGCAUAAGUUCAAAUGUGUGUCAACAUCGUCUUCUCCUUCGGAUAUACCUGAUUCAUUCUUUGAAGAUACAAGAUAAUGAUUACUCGGGCAUAUGCUUGGAAUUGGAAAGGGACGUUACAAUGAUACCUGGAAAAGGUGAACUGCCCUGCCUUCCUCAAGCAGGAAAGCUGGCUCAUGAUCCUCUGAGGACGACAUCAUGAACCUGAGUGUCAUUAUAAUAGAUUUGGUCCUCAAGGUGUACGAAAGUUAUAACAGGUAGCUAAUAAGAUAAUCUUCGAAAUUUUGUGACUUGGUUUAAAAGUCUCUUCAUGUUAAGCUUAGAGACAUGGAUAGUAAAAAUAGUGAUGCUUCUACAUUGUUGUACUGAAGUGAUGGUUGGAGUUUAGUACAGAUACAUUACUCCUGUAAUAAGCUAGAAACAACUACAGAGUACUACUAAUAAAAACGUGUACUCCUUAUUGCCUUC